Molecule: messenger RNA, 717 nt
Organism: Macadamia integrifolia
Lineage: Eukaryota; Viridiplantae; Streptophyta; Magnoliopsida; Proteales; Proteaceae
Exons: 3
Coding region: 1-717 (238 amino acids)
Source: RefSeq, a predicted model, not a curated record
AUGUAUGAAUAUGGGGUACAGGGUAGCUGGAGGUUGGAUUUCGGCAUUGUAUGCCCACAAGAUGGUGAUCCAGGGAACCAUCCGGAGUCUAUAGUUGAGGAGUUGACUCUCUUCGGUGAUGAUCUUUGGGUCGAUGAGCUGGUUGCGCACGAGGAUGACUGCGAUGGCCAUUCCUCAAGUUAUGUGUCUUUCAUCCUAAUUCUUACUGGUAACAACUAUCAUAAAUGGGAGGAGGAAUUGGAAUUGCAUUUGGAUCUUCAUGACUUAUACUUGACAUUUAGGGAGCCUAAACCUGGUCAUCCCACAAACACAAGCACUGCUGUUGAAAGGACCAAUCCGUUUACAAAAUGGAUAAAUGCAAACAGAAAUUGCAUUAUGAUUGUGAAAAAUGGAGUUCCUAAAUUUAUACGUGGGAACAUAGAAAUUAAACACACUUCCAAAGAAUUCUUGGAUGCUAUUAAAGCCAGGUUUGAACUUAACAAGAAAGCGGAGAUAAUCACACUAAUGAAUAGGCUAAUGAAUACAAGGUAUGAUGGAAGUAGGAUUGUUAGGGAAUACAUUUUGGGUGCAACUACUAAUGCUAGUAAGCUUAAGGAUCUUGGAAUACAGAUCGAUGAAGAGUAUAUUGUUCACAUUGCACUAAAUACCAUCCCUAGUCAGUAUAAGGUUAUCCUGACUACCUACAUUGCACUGAAAAAAGAAUUUGAGCUUAAAUGA